AAAAAAAUCUGAGUAGGCUUCCCUGAAACAAACGACUUGGCAACAAAUGACAUUAGCCUACAACAGACAAAUUUCACGAAAAAAAAAAAUCAUAGAACAAACACAUCGUGUUCUUCACCGAAUGAUUUUGAAUUGUCUACGCGUCUUGAUAUCAUCACAGCAGUGGGAUUGGUUUGAAGAACUUCCUGGUAUUAGGUUUUGUCAUAGGCAAUGUUUGAAGGGAGGGAGGGGAGAGAAUGUGAGCAUUUGUUCCACGACUAACAGUGAGACUGCUUUAAUAGUAUAGAAUAGGGACUUUAUAUGUAGUAACGUUGUAAGUUAAACAACCUGUUAUACAGCUACAAGUAUAAUUUUUCGGUUGGUGCAAGUGAUUUUUAGCUUUUUUAUAAAUAACGAGGAAACCCUACUCAGCAAGGACUGCUCUGUCAAAAUUAAAGUGUGAUUUAUUAACCUAAGCUGUCAUUUUUGUAGAGUAAAUGCUAUAUAGAAAAGGGUGUAGGAUAAGUAAAGGUCGCAGUGUUGGACUUUCCACAAGUCACAGAGGACCGUCUGAAGGACAGAACGACAGGAUUAAUAUUACAGCUUCGCGUACUUAAGGGAAUUCGCCUUAUGAAUGUUAUUAACCGUUUGCCGGUGAAGAUCAUUUGUCAUUUGGGAGAAGCACAUUGUCGUGCUUAAAACAGAACUUUAUAAGCCUACCCGCACAGCUGGGAUGGAGAAGGCGGUGGGCACAGACGGGGUGCGUGCUAUGAUGGAGAGCGCCCUCACAGCCAGAGACCGGGUGGGCGUGCAGGACUUUAUCCUGCUGGAGAACUAUACCAGCGAGGUGGCCUUCAUAGAGAACCUGCGCAAGAGGUUCAAGGAGAACCUCAUCUACACAUACAUUAGCUCAGUGCUGGUGUCAGUGAACCCGUACAAGGACCUGGAAAUCUACACCAAGCAGCACAUGGAGAGAUACCGGGGAGUCAACUUCUACGAGGUCUCCCCCCACAUCUAUGCUGUGUCAGAUAAUGCCUACCGCUCCAUGCGCACCGAGCGGCGGGACCAGUGCAUCCUCAUCUCUGGAGAGAGUGGCGCUGGGAAGACGGAGGCCUCCAAGAAGGUGCUGCAGUACUACGCCAUCACCUGCCCUGCCAGUGAGCAUGUGCAGACCGUCAAGGACCGCCUCCUGCAGUCCAACCCUGUCCUGGAGGCUUUUGGGAACGCCAAAACGCUGCGCAAUGACAACUCCAGCCGCUUCGGAAAAUACAUGGACAUUCAGUUUGAUUUCAAGGGUGCUCCGGUGGGGGGCCACAUCCUGAACUACCUGCUGGAGAAGUCGCGCGUGGUCCACCAGAACCACGGCGAGCGCAACUUCCACAUCUUCUACCAGCUGAUCGAGGGCGGCGAGGAGGACCUGCUGCGCAGGCUGGGCCUGGAGAGGAACUCGCAGCAGUAUCAGUACCUAGUCAAGGGAAACUGCCCCAAAGUGAGCUCCAUCAACGACCGCAGUGACUGGAAGGUGGUGAGGAAGGCUCUGAAAGUCAUCGGCUUCAGCGAUGAUGAUGUGGAGGAGCUGCUCAACAUUAUUGCCAGUGUGCUACACUUGGGGAAUGUCCAGUUCGCAGGAGAAGACAGUGGGAAUGCGUGGAUCCCUUCUGAGACACAGAUCAAAUACAUGUCCAGGCUGAUAGGAGUGGAUGUUGCUGUGCUGAGGGAGGCUCUCACACAUAAGAAGUUCAUUGUCAAAGGCGAGGAGCUGAUGAGCCCUCUAAACCAGGAGCAGGCUGCAGCAGCCCGUGACGCCCUCUCCAAGGCCGUGUACGGGCGCACCUUCACCUGGCUGGUCAACAAGAUCAACGAUUCUCUGGCGGUCAAGGAUGACUCAAGCAAGAACGCAUCUGUAAUUGGUCUUCUGGACAUCUAUGGGUUCGAAGUCUUCCAGAACAACAGUUUUGAGCAGUUCUGCAUCAACUACUGCAAUGAGAAGCUCCAGCAGCUGUUCAUCGAACUCACCCUCAAGUCUGAGCAGGAGGAGUAUGAGUCAGAGGGAAUCACGUGGGAGCCUGUGCAAUAUUUCAACAACAAGAUCAUCUGCGAUCUUGUGGAGGAGAAAUUCAAAGGCAUCAUCUCUAUUCUGGACGAGGAGUGUCUCCGGCCAGGAGAUGCCACCGAUAUCACCUUCCUGGAGAAGCUGGAGGAGACUGUAGGGGGCCAUGCUCAUUUCGUAACUCAUAAGCUGGCUGACGGAAAGACUCGGAAGGUCAUGGGCCGGGAAGAGUUCAGGCUGCUGCACUACGCUGGAGAGGUCAACUACAAUGUAAAUGGCUUUCUUGACAAAAACAAUGACCUCCUCUUCAGGAACUUAAAGGAGGUUAUGUGCAUGUCAGAAAACAAGAUCCUCACCCAGUGCUUCAACAGGGAGGAGCUGACCGACAAAAAGCGGCCAGAGACGGCGGCCACUCAGUUCAAGACCAGCCUGGCGAAGUUGAUGGAAAUUCUGAUGUCGAAGGAUCCGUCGUACGUGCGCUGCAUCAAGCCCAAUGAUGCCAAACAAGCAGGUCGUUUUGAUGAGGUUCUGAUCCGGCACCAGGUGAAGUAUCUGGGUCUGAUGGAGAACCUGAGGGUGAGACGCGCCGGAUUUGCCUACCGGAGGCGCUAUGAGAUCUUCCUGCAGAGGUAUAAGUCUCUGUGUCCAGACACCUGGCCCAGCUGGAACGGUCGUCUGGUAGACGGCGUUUCCACACUGGUCAAACACCUCGGUUACAAGCCUGAAGAGUACAAACUUGGCAGGUCUAAGAUUUUCAUCCGAUUCCCAAAGACUCUGUUUUCCACUGAAGAUGCAUUGGAAACGAGGAAAAACAGUAUAGCUACCAAACUGCAGUCAGCCUGGAAAGGCUAUAGCCAAAAGACUAAAUACCGCAAACUGAGGAACUCUGCCAUUGUGAUCCAGGCGUGGUGGAGAGGAAUCCUAGCUCGCAGGAGAGCAUUGCGCAGGAGGCAGGCAGUGGACACCAUCCGCAAGUUCAUCAAGGGCUUCAUCUACAGACAUCAGCCACGAUGCCCAGAGAAUGAGUACUUCCUGGACUAUGUGCGCUACUCCUUCCUGAUGAAACUCCACAGGAACCUGCCCAAGUCAGUGCUGGACAAAAGCUGGCCAACUCCCCCACCUGCCCUGUCUGAGGCAUCAGAGCUACUACGCAAAAUGUGCAUGCAGAACAUGGUAUGGAAGUACUGCAAGGGCAUCAGCCCAGAAUGGAAACACCAAAUGGAGCAAAAAAUGGUGGCAAGCGAAAUCUUCAAGGACAAGAAAGACAACUACACUCAAAGCGUCCCCAAACUCUUUGUUGGCACAAGGCUCAAUGGAGAUGAUAUCAACCCCAAGGUGCUCCAGGCUCUUGGAAGUGAGAAGAUGAAGUAUGCCGUUCCAGUGACCAAGUAUGACAGGAAAGGAUAUAAAGCGCGCUCCCGGCAGCUUAUCCUCACAGGAAACUGUGCCAUCAUCGUGGAGGAGACCAAACUCAAGCAGCGCGUUGACUACAACUCUCUAAAAGGGGCCUCGGUCAGCUCCCUCAGUGAUGGGAUAUUCGUUUUGCAUGUGCCGUGUGAGGACAACAAACAGAAGGGGGAUGUGGUUCUCCAGAGUGAUCAUGUCAUUGAGACUCUAACAAAAUUGGCAAUCUGUGCUGACAAAAUCAACAGCAUCAACAUCAACCAGGGGAGCAUACAAUUCACAGGGAGUCAAGGGAAGGAAGGAACCAUAGACUUCACUGCUGGCUCCGACCUGAUCAUUGCCAAGGCCAAGAAUGGGCAUCUGUCAGUGACGGCUCCUCGCCUCAACUCAAGAUGAUGGCAGUCACCAAGCACUUCCUGAUUCCACACUGGACUUCCUGUCCAGAUGCACCCUCCUGUCUGCCAAUCAUGACCGUGGACUGCCUCGUCUGCUUCGUCAAUCACACGCCGGCUCCGAUGACAGCAAACGAUUAUGCUUCCAAUUGUGAAUUUUCAAGCAAACUAAUCGAUAUUUAUGUUUAUAUAUAUAUUUUUGGGGGGAUUAAUACUGUUGCUAUUUGAACAUUAUAAGUUUAUAUUUGAAGCCAAGGAAUAACAAUUUUUCAGUGCAUUUUUCCUGCUCUCUCUUUACCUGCUGCUUUUUUGUGUUGGGAAGGGGAAUCCAUUGGAAAAAAGCUAGAGAUGACCUCAGCCAUGUCAUUGGAGAUAAUCAGGGUUAAGUGUUGGUUCGUCUCACUGCUCUCUGUUCAGUUUCAUCCGUUGUCAUCUGUCGUAUAUUCAGCUUCUGACCCUGUAUGCAUCUGCACCCAAUGCAGUAAGCAUUACAAAGUCGUGUCCUUCUUAAUGGGCCUUGUCAUUAGUUUUUAUGUUGAAAUGAUCUAUCAUUAUGUUUGGGUAAAGGUAUAGGCCAAGUCUGAGGUACACGUGCAGUCUUUUCUUUUUUUGCGUUGCCAAAUAAUUACAAAGUAAUUGAAGGGAAAUUACAUAAAACUUUGUGAGGUCUGUGUGCAGGGCACAUAAUGAAGAAGUACCAGGAAACUUAGGGAAGCCCACUCUGUUCACUGUUGUACUCACUCUGCAAAGCUCUCAGACACAUAUGUGGAGUGGUAAGACACGGGCAAAAGUAGCUUCAGACGGGGGAGAGAUGGGUAGGAAACAGGAGAGUUGAUGUUUGGCUUCUGUCUAAUUUGUCAUCCUAAACCAGUGUCUUUUAUCUAAUACUGAGUUGACACAGACACUACCUUAUUUAUAUUAGAUGUAUGACCAUGUUGAGUCUGAGAUGUAACAUGUAUAACAUUGUCCUAUAUUUCAUACUGUACAAACACAGCCAGACUCAACACUUUAUUACACAUGCAGCUACACAUAGACUUAGGAUAGAUAGUCCCUCCAAUACACUGGAUAGACAUCACUUCAAAGUGUUCCAAGUGCAGCCAUCUAUGUCAUCUUGGUAGUAUCUGUAAUUGUGUAAUAAGCAGAGUCUGAUUAUUUGUCAACACUAUAGCUCAGAUGUUUUACACAAGCAAGACAGAAAGGUAUACACAAAAUUAUAUUGUUCAGAUUGUGUAUUCUUGUAAGAUUGACUUUGUAUAUGUAGAUAUUGAAAUGCUACUAAAUGAAUGUUCCCACAUUAGACAAAACACAACGUUGUAGUCUUGACUGUUUUGAUUGAUACCGAUUCUGUUCAGGCGCUUGAAAGAUAGGAGUGACCUAAGAGUCGCAUUAUUUGGUUUUGCCUUGCUUUGUACUGCAUAAUUCACAACUAUUCGAUUUUUUUUGUAAGCUUUUCUGAACCAAUUGUUCUCCAUUGAGGAGAAAUGUGAAGGAAAACUGUAGUGUGAAAUGCCUUGGAUCAAAUGUAAAGUUAAUUGUAGAGUAAAAACAAUAAGACCAAAAACACUAUAUAUUUUUUUGUCAUCUGAAUACUUUGUAUAAAAAAAGGAGGCAACCAAUUUCUUAAUGCAUAAAAAAGCAUUCUUAUUCACAUUUUGUAAUUAUUUUAUACUAUUUGUGUAAUAUAAGAUUUAUUUAAUAGGUUUUGAAACUCGAAACAAAAUUUGCACCAGAGUAUGUUUGCAAAGGUUGUGGAAUUUCUGAAAGUGAUAUGAAUUUAUUCACCCACAAUUCUAUAGACUUGGUAGAGCUGCAGAGAUUAAGACCAUUCCCACUGUAAACACAACUGGAAAAUCCCAAAUAUGAUCCAAACCCUUUUGUGCACCUGUUUUGUGCUGUGUGCUCUUAACCCCCUUCAUGGGCAAGCCCUGUUUCAAGUUAGCUUUUGGUGAUGACACGCCACUGCACUGACAUUAGCCAGGAAAGCUGUAAGAGUUUUUGUUUUGUUCUGACCUCCUGAUGCAUCGGUUUUCAUUUUUGAAGUAAGCUUGCGAUGAUGAUCUGUGAUGAUUACAGACAAAUGAGAAUGCCAAGGGGUGGUAUGCUUUUCUUUUUUUCCCUUUUAGAAUGACACUAUUGUGCCUUCAACUACAGCUAAAUAUUUAAUACAUUUCUACUGGUUAAAGAACAACUUUUGUCUUUUAGCAUUUUAUUUUCUUCAGAGCGAUGUUUGGCAUCACCUAAUGUAUUCUGAAAUGGCAUAAUUAAACUUGUCAGUCCUUUCAAAUAAAAUGAAAUGUUUUAUGGUCCUAAUAGAAAAUCACAUUCACCUAUUAUUAUGUACACAUCUUGUAUAAAUGGACAAAUACUCUUACGUAUAAAAUGACAAAUAUCAACUGAAAGUUAAAAAAAUAAAGCACUAAAUAAUAGACA
Molecule: messenger RNA, 6255 nt
Organism: Clupea harengus (Atlantic herring)
Lineage: Eukaryota; Metazoa; Chordata; Actinopteri; Clupeiformes; Clupeidae
Gene: myo1cb
Product: myosin Ic, paralog b
Biological process (GO): actin filament-based movement; endocytosis; actin filament organization
Cellular component (GO): microvillus; myosin complex; cytoplasm
Molecular function (GO): microfilament motor activity; ATP binding; actin filament binding
Source: RefSeq, a predicted model, not a curated record